GUGACGCGCACAGGUUCCGGUUGGCUGGAGCCCAGCGGCGGGUGUGAGAGUCGGUCCAGAGCCGCUUCCAGAAUCCGGAGCAACCGGGGUCGGAGCGGCUCCUCAAGACUGAUAUAUGAAAUGGCAGAGAAUGGAAAAAAUUGUGACCAGAGACGAAUGGCAAUGAGCAAGGAACAACAAAAUGGAAAUUUCACAGAUCCUUCUUCAAUGAAUGAAAAGAAAAGGAGGGAUCGGGAAGAAAGGCAAAAUAUUGUCCUUUGGAGACAGCCGCUUACUACCUUGCAGUAUUUUUCUCUGGAAGUCCUUAUAAUCUUAAAGGAAUGGACCUCAAAAUUAUGGCAUCGUCAAAGCAUUGUGGUGUCUUUUUUACUGCUGCUUGCUGUGCUUAUAGCUACGUAUUAUGUUGAAGGAGCACAUCAACAGUAUGUGCAACGUAUAGAGAAGCAGUUUCUCCUGUAUGCCUACUGGAUAGGCUUGGGAAUACUGUCUUCUGUCGGACUUGGAACAGGGCUGCAUACCUUCCUGCUUUACCUGGGUCCACAUAUAGCUUCGGUUACAUUAGCUGCUUAUGAAUGCAACUCCGUUGAUUUCCCUGAGCCACCCUAUCCUGACCAGAUUAUUUGUCCAGAUAAAGAGAACAUUGAAGGAACAAUUUCUUUGUGGAGUAUCAUCUCAAAAGUUAGGAUUGAGGCCUGCAUGUGGGGAAUCGGCACAGCAAUCGGAGAGUUACCGCCGUAUUUCAUGGCAAGGGCAGCUCGCCUCUCAGGAGCUGAACCAGAUGAUGAAGAAUAUCAGGAGUUUGAAGAGAUGCUGGAACACGCAGAGACUGCACAAGACUUUGCCUCUCGAGCUAAACUGGCAGUUCAAAAUCUGGUACAGAAGGUUGGAUUUUUUGGAAUUUUGGCAUGUGCUUCAAUUCCAAACCCUUUAUUUGACCUGGCUGGAAUAACAUGUGGACAUUUUCUUGUACCUUUUUGGACCUUCUUUGGUGCAACGCUUAUUGGAAAAGCAAUAAUUAAAAUGCAUAUCCAGAAAAUUUUUGUUAUCAUAACGUUCAGCAAGCACAUAGUGGAACAGAUGGUGGCUUUCAUUGGUGCUGUCCCCGGCAUAGGUCCGUCUCUGCAGAAGCCAUUCCAGGAAUACCUGGAGGCCCAGCGGCAGAAGCUUCACCACAGAAGCAACGAGGGGACACCGCAGGGAGAAAACUGGUUGUCCUGGCUGUUUGAGAAGUUGGUCAUUGUGAUGGUGUGUUACUUCAUCCUGUCUAUCAUUAAUUCCAUGGCACAAAGUUAUGCCAAACGAAUUCAGCAACGCUUGAACUCAGAGGAGAAAACUAAAUAAGCAGAGAAAAAGUUAUUACCUGCCGAAAGUAGAAUGGGUGGGUUCUGUCUUAAAGUGAGAAGAAUCCAAACCAGGAAGGAAAAUUCCCUUUUCCAACCUGUAUCAGUUUUAAAACCUUAAUUCCUGAAAGCAGUUUAGCCCAUAUGUUGCACUGACAUGCUUGUUCUUGGUUUGUUAAGGUAAGGUAUCCACUCUCAAUUCAGCCCAUGUUGUAUUCUAUCAGGGUGAAAUGUGAUGUUCACCCUCAAACUUAACAGUAAUUGGCCUUCUGUUCCUUACUUUCCAAAGGCCCACAGGGGACAAUUAGGGAAUUCCCGCCAUACACAAAAAAGUUCGUAAAGAUGUUAAAUAUGUCAAGCUUUUUAGGCUUGUCACAAAUGAUUGCUUUGUUUUUCUAAGUCAUCAAAAUGUAUAUAAAUUGUCUAGAUUGGAAAACAGCCUUGCAUGUCUAUCAUGAUACAAUUUAAUAUGCCAUCCUGCCCAACCCUUCCUCUCCCACUCUCCAAAAAGGGCCAUUUUAUGAUUCAUUGCACACCCUCUGGGGAAAGUGAUCUUUAAAUUUUGAGACAGUAUAAGGAAAAUCUGGUUGGUGUCUCACAAAUGACAUGACACCAUUUUUUAUUCUGUAUAUUUAGAAUGAAGUCAUGAAAACACUUUAUAAAGACAUCUGUGAUCAUUCCAGAAUUGUGUCGGUUUUAUUGAACUGAGCGUUUAAUUUUUUUUUUUAAACUUCCUUUUAGCUUGUACCAAGUGUAUGGCAGCCUUGCCAGAUCCACCUGCAACCAGAAUUUCUUAAGCCUUCAUGUAUGUGCAUGAAGAAAACACGUCUCGGGCUUCUUUUGUCUUGCUGGACAGGGCAGCUAGCUCUGCUGAAUGGGACCUCUGGGACCUUAAUUUGUCAAAAUAGGAGAGGGGAGCAAUAGCACUGUCUUUUUUUAUUUUUUUAGCAUCUGUUAUCUUAACAGAUAAUUACUUUUAUACAUAACCAAGUUUACUUUAUCUUGAGUGUUUUACUCAUCGUUCCAAUUUCAGCAUAUGUGCUGCCAGAGCGAGCACUUGAGUGUUUUAGCCUUGAUGGGCGUGGGGGAAGUGGCGCUCUUAUUCCCCUUUGGGAUGUUUCUAAUUGGAUUUAUUCAGUUUGCCUUCACUGGAAGAAAAAUAAACUACUCGCUUCUUUCUUUUUAGGAAAACUGAUGUUGACAUUGUGUCAAAGUAGGUUAGAAUUGGGGUUCAAUCUCAACAGGCCACAGGUGUCUGAUUAGACUUGACCAAAUCCUGCCUGCAUGUCUGCUUGUGUUGCCCCGUCGUGACAUCUCCAUGGCCGCACCACUUUGCCGGAUAGCUUAUCAGACUGAUGUUGACUGUUGAAUCUCAUGGCAACAGCAGUCGAUGGGCUGUCUGACAUUUUGGUAUCUUUCAUCUGACCAUCCAUAUCCAGUGUUCUCAUUCAAACAUUACCUAGCCUCAUGGUUUACAACAGAAAGCUCUGGCCUCUGUGUCUAAUGGCAGUUGGGGUUCUUCAAGCCAUGGUGUUGUAGCAGUAUCAAGGGAAGGUUUUAUGGAAAAUCUGAAUAGUCUCUUGGUGGACCAUAGCUAAAUAAAGGACAGAUUUUCAAAAGGUUAUUACCUUCCCUAACAAUGCUGUUUCUUUUCCUCCAGGGACUACUACAAGUAUGCCUGUUACUUGACCAUUCUUGACCCAUUUGCUGUAUUUCAGAUAGAUUCACAUUCACCAACAUCAGUUUUUAAGAUUCUUUAGGAUUGUUCUAAGUUCCCAAGUCAGCUUGCAGUUGUGUUUCAGCUCCUUGAUCUGCAUUUUAUUUGGUGUUUAAAGAGAGAGGAAAGCAAAUACGAAGUGUACUGAGUCUUCAGGGUUUGUAAUAAACUUGUUUUAGAACUAGUGGAGAAAGGAACGGCUUUGUUUCCUAGGCUGAAGGACUUGGGAGCACAUUUGAUUAGACAUUGUCUUUGCAGGGCGUUUCUUUGUGUCCCCAUGAGUGUUCGGGCUGCUUGCUCAGCUGUUGCUGCUGACUUCCUGCUGGGCAUCGGAUAGCCCUUCCCUUCCAGGGGGUCUGCAUUGCUUCCCUCAAGUCUCCCAAAUAGACACAGCUAUAUGAUCCAGAAAGGGUACAGAGUUCCUUCCAGUGAUGGGAGACCAGGAAAUUUGCAAUUUGGUGUUACUGUAA
This is a messenger RNA of Ochotona curzoniae (black-lipped pika), 3527 nucleotides long. It is a transcript of the gene VMP1, whose product is annotated as vacuole membrane protein 1. The transcript has 12 exons. Lineage: Eukaryota; Metazoa; Chordata; Mammalia; Lagomorpha; Ochotonidae. The record is from RefSeq and is a predicted model, not a curated record. Gene Ontology annotation, biological process: autophagy; Golgi organization. Gene Ontology annotation, cellular component: membrane; endoplasmic reticulum; endomembrane system. Bases 121 to 1341 code for a protein of 406 amino acids.